Messenger RNA from Stylonychia lemnae, 1761 nucleotides. Lineage: Eukaryota; Ciliophora; Spirotrichea; Sporadotrichida; Oxytrichidae. The record is from the annotation of a GenBank genome assembly.
AUGAGUACACCUUAGAUAUCAACCCUAGGCAUGGAGUCCAUUGCGGCUCUGCUCUAGAGAAAAUCUUUCAGAAUUUUAGUAGAUCUAAAAAUAUUUCGCCCCUCUUCAUUGUCUACUUAAUAAUCAACUUUAUAUUCUUAAAAACCAUAUAAAUAACUUAACUUCAUGCUGCCAGCGUCGCUUAAGGAGCCACUCUCGAACUUUCUUGAUGAAGUAGAGAUCACUUAUGCAAGCAAAAAUAAUCAACGAGAGAAAAUCAAAUGCAUGAAACUAAUGGUCGAAGAUAACUAUGAAGUAGACUGCCGCUUCUCUGUAGAAGAAUGCUUGGCAGAUAUGAUGAAAAUAUUCAUUUUUGCAGAAUUGACUCAAGAUGGAAAAAAGAAUCUUAAUCUAGAUAAUAACAAAUCUAUCAUUAAUAAUGACUACUCCACUCAUUCAAACAACCAAAAUGGUCACUAGGAUAAUAAGAAAUAAAAGUAGGAAUUAACUAAGGCUAGGACUGAGCUAAUAAAGACGACAGUGACAGCUCCUUAACCAAAUAAUGAUAAAAACAACUCUGAUAAAUUGGUAGGUUAAAAGAGACCUCAUGAUAAAUUAAAUAGCAGUAAUACUAAUCAGUUAGAUAAGGAACUAAACUAAAAGCUCAACAAUCAUCUAAAUAACCAAAAGAAGCAAUAGAAAGUUACUGUUACUCACAAAGACUCCCUAUCAUCUCUAAGUGAUGAUCUAUCAAAGAGAAAUCAAGUUCUUAAGGAAUAGCUGGAAAGCAGUGACAGUUCCUCUGAUGAAGAUCUACCCAUUGCUCCUAAAAGUUCUCAAAUUAAAAAAUCUUUAACACAAUAAAACAUAAAAGAAGAUAAGAAAGUUGUUGUUGAAGUAUCAAAGUAGGUCCCAGAAGCCCUAAGUGGUGAGAAAUCCAAAAAGCAAGAGAAAAGAAGGGAAAAGAAGGAAAUGAAGAAAAAGCUGAGAUAGGAAAAGAAACUGUAAUAGUAAAUGAUGGACAAUGAAGAUAGGUAAAGAGUUAAGUAAGCAUAAGACAAGAAGAGAUAAGAACAAAACUAAUAAAAAAAAGUAUAAAAAGAGCAAAAGAAGGAUGAGAAAGAAGUAAAGAUAAUUGCUAAAGAGAUAGUAAACGGCAAGAAGUAAGAUACAGAUAAUUAAGAUAAAACCAAGUCAAAGCUAAAGCCAGAGAUAAAGCCUAAAUUCAAGUCAGAAAAUGAAUCUCCUUAAAGUUCUCGAAAAUCGAGCAGCAGUUCAGAUGAGGAGAAGAGCAUUCAACUUCAAAAGAUGAUUAGCGCCUCAAUCAAUAGCUACUCUCUUGAAGAUGCUUACCAAAGUGCUGGCAUUGAAACACCACAUAAAGCUGCUUAAAAGAGUAGUAGUUCAAGCUUAAAAUCAUCAACUCUAUCUUCCCCAGUUAAAAAAGAAGUUGAAAUCAGAAUCAAAAGUAAAAAAAAUGAUAAGAAAAAGGAAUUGCCUAUUAUAGUUGUGAAAAAAGACUCAGAGUGUGAUCUUGACAGCUUAAGCAGUGAUAGUGAGAGCGAUGCCUUGAAAAAUAAACAGCAAGAUACCAAUCAAAAGUCAAAUAAAAAAUCAGAUAAGCCACAAGAUGACGACGAAGAAAAUGAUGAAUUCAGUAAAUUCCUUAAAAUCUAGGAUAAUAUUGAGAAGAAGAGAAAAGCCUCUACAUCCUUCCACGAGGGAUAUGCCAAGGCUAAAGCUCAAAAAGACAAGUCCUUCCCCAAUCUAUUUAGAGAUUGA